AUGAGACGCUCAGGUGUAGUGGGUGCCCUUCUUAUAGCAAACAUGCUCCUGGCAACACGUCUUACCCUCACUCUUCCUGUCUCUCGUUCCAUCCCCCCACGACUCCUAUCCCGCACUUCUUGUUCCCUUUCACGCCUCAAACAUUUCCCAAAAUCCCAUCCUUGUCCCCUCUGGUCCUCCUCCUUCUCUUUCUGCCUCUCCACACUCCGCAAGUCCACUUCCCCUCUUCGCGCUUCUUCUUCCUUUUCUUAUUCUCCCUUCAUGGCCGCUUCUUCGCCCAACGACGUCGUCGAAGCCAACCCUCUUUUGCAGAACUUCGACUUCCCACCCUUCGAUGUCGUCGAACCCAAGCACGUGCGACCCGGAAUUCGCGCACUCCUCGGCGAGCUGGAACGUGAAUUGGAGGAUCUGGAGCGGAACGUGGAACCGUCGUGGUCAAAGUUGGUGGAACCGUUGGAGAAGAUCGUUGACCGGUUAUCUGUUGUUUGGGGCAUUGUCAAUCAUCUAAAGGCUGUUAAGGACAGUUCUGAGUUACGUUCUGCUAUUGAAGAUGUGCAGGCAGAGAAGGUUAAGUUUCAGCUUAGACUGGGUCAAAGCAAACCUAUUUAUAAUGCGUUCAAAGCCAUUCAAGAGUCUCCUGAUUGGCAGACACUAAGUGAUGCUCGCAGGCGCAUAGUUGAAAGCCAAAUAAAGGAGGCGGUUCUUAAUGGAGUUUCCCUUGAAGAUGAUAAAAGAGAGAGUUUUAACAAAAUUGAACAGGAGCUGGAAAAGUUAUCACAAAAGUUCGGGGAGAAUGUUCUAGAUGCAACAAAGAAGUUUGAAAAACUAAUCACAGAUAAGAAAGAAAUUGAAGGAUUACCUGCCACUGCUCUUGGGUUGGCUGCACAAAGUGCAGUAUCCAAGGGGCAUGAAAAUGCCACUGCCGAGAAUGGGCCAUGGGUAAUUACAUUAGAUGCUCCUAGUUUUAUUGCUGUUAUGCAACAUGCUCGAAACCGUUCUUUGCGUGAGGAGAUCUAUCGUGCAUAUGUAUCACGUGCAUCCAGUGGAGAUUUGGAUAAUACAGAAAUAAUUAAUCAAAUUUUAAAGCUAAGGUUGGAAAAGGCCAGACUUCUCAACUACAAUAACUAUGCCGAGGUUAGCAUGGCAACCAAAAUGGCAACUGUUGAUAAAGCAGAACAACUUCUUGAAAAGCUUCGCAGAGCUUCCUGGGAUCCUGCAGUGCAAGAUAUUGAAGACCUUAAGGAAUUCUCCAAAAGUCAGGGUGCAUCGGAAGCUAGUGAUUUGACUCAUUGGGACAUUAGCUUUUGGAGUGAAAGGUUACGUGAGUCAAAAUAUGAUAUUAAUGAGGAAGAGCUGCGGCCCUUUUUCUCUCUGCCAAAGGUUAUGGAUGGACUCUUUAAUCUUGCAAAAUCACUUUUUGGCAUUGAAAUUGAGCCAGCUGAUGGUGUAGCUCCGGUCUGGAAUAAUGAUGUCAAGUUCUUCCGUGUUAAGGAUCCUUCUGGUAGUCCAAUUGCAUAUUUUUAUUUUGAUCCUUACAGUCGUCCUGCUGAAAAAAGGCAAGGUGCAUGGAUGGAUGAAGUUUUUGCUCGUAGUCGUAUAUUAUCACGUGAUGGUACCUCAGCAAGGUUGCCUGUUGCGCACAUGGUGUGUAAUCAAACUCCUCCUGUAGGAAACAAGCCAAGUCUUAUGACAUUUCGUGAGGUGGAGACUGUCUUCCAUGAAUUUGGUCAUGCACUUCAACAUAUGCUUACUAAGCAAGAUGAGGGUCUGGUUGCUGGUAUUAGAGGGAUAGAGUGGGAUGCUGUUGAAUUACCUUCUCAGUUCAUGGAAAACUGGUGUUACCAUAGAGAAACUUUAAUGGGCAUUGCAAAGCAUUUUGAAACUGGGGAGAGUCUCCCUGAAGAAGUAUAUUUGAAGCUUGUUGCAGCUAGGACUUUUCGAGCUGGCUCUCUAAGUCUUCGGCAGUUAAAAUUCGCAUGUUUAGAUCUGGAACUUCAUACAAAAUAUGUUCCAGGGGGACCUGAGUCCAUCUAUGAUGUUGACCGUAGAGUUUCUGAGAAAACUCAAGUGAUUCCUCCAUUACCAGAGGACAGGUUCCUUUGCAGCUUUAGCCAUAUAUUUGCAGGUGGAUAUGCAGCUGGAUACUAUAGCUACAAGUGGGCUGAGGUACUAUCUGCAGAUGCUUUCUCUGCAUUUGAGGAUGCUGGAUUGGAUAAUGACGAGGCUGUUAAAGAAACCGGACACAAGUUCCGGGAGACCAUUCUUGCUCUUGGAGGUGGCAAGGCACCAUUGGAUGUUUUUGUGGAAUUCCGUGGCCGAGAACCAACACCAGAUGCAUUGCUUAGGCACAAUGGCCUAUUACCUGUUGCAGCUUUGUGA
Molecule: messenger RNA, 2379 nt
Organism: Sphenostylis stenocarpa
Lineage: Eukaryota; Viridiplantae; Streptophyta; Magnoliopsida; Fabales; Fabaceae
Source: the annotation of a GenBank genome assembly